AUGGGAUAAUGUAAAUGUUUAGAAUCACCAAAAUAAUUAACAAUUGAAGGAAACCCUAUUUACGAUUCUGUAAAUCAAGAAUAAGAUUAUCAAAUAUAAAGAAUAUUACAGCCUCUAAAAUUAUAUGAAACGUUACCAUUACCUUCUUAUUAUUCUUAAGUAGCAGAAACCUAUGAAGAUUUUUCACCAGAUAAAAAUAUUCCUGAAGAUCCAGUUUGCACAAAUUUUGUUGCUCCAAAUGUAUAAAUCAAUUAGAUUCCUGAAACAGCAUUUUGCUAAAAUUAUCCAAAGUCUGAAAAAGCAUUUAAAUAUGAAGGUUUCAUAUAUUAAGGUUAAUGGAAGAAAUUUGAACCUUAUGGCUUUGGUAUUUUUGUUUAUAAUGAUGGAGCAAUAUAUGUUGGUUAUAGUGUAAAUCUAAAUCCUCAUAUUUAUGGAAAAAAAAUAUAUCCAGAUGGUUCAGAAUACGAAGGAGAAUAUUUAUGUGGUUCUCAUCAUGGUCAAGGUAUAUUGAAGAAUAAAGAAAUGAGUUUUGAAGGAAUUUGGAGUUAAAAUACACCAGUUAAAGGAAAAGAAUUAUGGAAAGAUGGUACCACCUUUGAAGGAGAAUAUAAAGAAGGUAAGAAAAAUGGGUUUGGUAUUAUGAAGUGGAAAAAUGGUAAUUAAUAUGAAGGUUUAUUUUAAAAUGAUCAAUUUCAUGGUUACGGUGUGUAUACUUUUGCAGAUGGAUAUAAAUAUGAAGGUGAGUGGAUGAAUUCUUAAAUGCAUGGAAAAGGCAAAUUGAUAUAUCCUAAUUCAAGCUAUUUUGAAGGUGAGUUCAUUAAUGAUAAAUAAGUUAAUGGUUUUUAAUAUUCUUUAAAUGGAUUAAACUAAAAAGUUUCCUAAUUCAGCCCUAAUUCAACAAUCAGUGAAAGAAGUUAUCUUAAAAUUGAUAGGCCUAGCAUUAAAACAUCAUAUAUUGAAUUUAAGAGUGUAUAUGGUUGA
Messenger RNA from Paramecium sonneborni, 981 nucleotides. NCBI's taxonomy places the organism in Eukaryota, Ciliophora, Oligohymenophorea, Peniculida, Parameciidae. The record is from the annotation of a GenBank genome assembly.